Molecule: messenger RNA, 2735 nt
Organism: Pararge aegeria (speckled wood butterfly)
Lineage: Eukaryota; Metazoa; Arthropoda; Insecta; Lepidoptera; Nymphalidae
Gene: puml
Product: 1-acylglycerol-3-phosphate O-acyltransferase ABHD5
Exons: 8
Coding region: 161-1336 (391 amino acids)
Cellular component (GO): lipid droplet
Source: RefSeq, a predicted model, not a curated record
AAAGUCAAUAAUUCUGACACAGUGAAUAAUCAAAUAGUCCGAGAGUCGUAAAAAUUGGCAAUUUUAAUUUUAAAUUCGCGGAAGAAACCAUUAAAAACUCACGGGAACUAAAUAGUUUAUUGCAUUAUUGAUAUGUGUUUGCUCUUUUCCAAUCAGCCAGAUGGGAAGUGAAAUAAAUAUCGAAACAGCAUCCAGUUCUGUAAGCAGAACAUGGAUUUGGAAUAUCUUAGCUUUUGUCUGGAAUUGGACCGGAGGCUGGUUCAGCUGGACACGUCAGUCCGAUGCGAUGUUACGGAAUAUCGAACAAACAAUACUGUCAUGUGUAAAGACGGCCUACAAGCGUUUCUAUGUUGAUAUUGGAUCGGUGGUUGGUCAGUGCGACAAAAUAUGGACCAUCUCGUUGAACGACGAGUCGGCGAAGACUCCACUGGUGAUGCUGCACGGCAUGGGUGCGGGUGUUGCUCUGUGGUGUCCCAACCUGGAUGCCUUUGCUGCCACCCGCCCCGUCUAUGCCAUAGAUUUGUUAGGUUUUGGUCGCAGUUCCCGUCCGAAAUUCGCAUCAGACGCUGAGAAGGUGGAGGCCCAAUGGGUGGAAUCUGUUGAGGAGUGGAGACGGGAGGUCAAACUGGAUGAGUUCGUCCUGUUGGGACACAGUCUCGGCGGCUUUAUAGCUACGGCUUAUGCGCUUAAAUACCCAGAAAGGGUAAGACACCUAGUCCUCGCCGAUCCGUGGGGCUUUCCAGAAAAGCCGAACAAUGUGUACGAGAAAUACCAAGUACCAUUUUGGGUGCGCGCCGUAGCGACUGCCGUACAGCCGCUUAACCCAUUGUGGGCGGUGCGUGCGGCGGGGCCAGCUGGCAAGUGGCUGGUCAGCAAGACCCGGCCGGACAUCUCGCGCAAGUACCUGAGCUACGUGCCGGACGCGCACACUGUGAUCCCGGAGUACAUCUACCAGUGCAACUCGCAGUCGCCAAGCGGUGAGAGCGCGUUCCACACCCUGAUGCACGGUUUCGGCUGGGCCAAGAACCCCAUGGUGCGACGCGUCACGCAGCUUGACCCGGCGCUGCCCAUAACGGUCCUAUACGGCUCGCGCUCCUGGGUCGACAACAGCACCGGCCAGCUUCUCAAGGAGAACCGGCCCUCAUCCAAGACCUAUGUUCAGGUUAUAAAUGGCGCUGGGCACCACGUGUACCUAGACAAACCAGAGCAGUUCAACAAAUACGUGUUGGAGGCAUGUGUUCUCGCAGACGACUCGCCCAGAAGAGUGACCACAGACAAAGCGCACAUACCCAAGAAUAGUAAUAGCGAGGUCAUAGACCAAGCGACCGCCUCUUGAUAGUGCUUUAGCUUUAGGUAUAGAUAAAAGCGUUAAUUGUUAUUUAUUUGAGAAGCCGCUAAUGUGCCUAAUGUAAUAUUUAUAGGAUAAACUCCCCGAUAAAUAGAAUACUAGAUUUGCUGAUAGUUGUCAAAAAGAGUGGGAAAGAUAAGAAUUCACCAAUUAAAAGCCUUGUACCUAUUGAUUAAUUUGCUAAACGCAGUUUUCUACUGUUUAGUUUAUCUGACAAAGCAAGAAAAGUGACGGAAUAGCUUAUUAUCAGUAAGUACAUAAUUUGAAUAGGUCCAUUAUUUUAAAUCCCCCGGGAACAUUCCCUGGUACUAUUCAGAAAUAUAAAUUCAAUGUCAUCUCCAUAAGGCAGACUAUAUAUUAUAUGUGCUAAUUUCAUUAAGAUCGACGAAGUGGUUUCACAGACUUUCGCAUUUAUAAUAUUAUUAAAGAUAGGACUGCAAAUCCAGCACUCUAUUGAUCUAAGGAUAGAUUUAAAAAAAAAAUGGCUACGUUGGUUCAGAUUCAAUUGUGCACAAACUUUUUGCAUGGCUAAGGUUUUUCAAGUUCUGUGCUUCCUAAUCCGUACAACUUUGGAAAGUUCUGAUAUGUAAGAGCCUUUUGCGACGCCAUUUUCUUGCACUUUUAAUCUUCUAGAAGCCCAUAGUACUUUCAUGUUAAGAAAAUAGUCAGACAUCAGUGCUAUAUAAGAUGUAUUUAUUCACACAAUUUACCUAUUACAAAUAUUAUGUUUAGUGAAUUGAAAUCAGCUUAGUUAUCUUAAUAAAAAAAAUGAAAUUACAUAUUUAUAUCUUAAUCAGUACAGUUCUCGGCUUAUCGUUGUAGUUUUAUUUUUAAGAAUGAGUGAGGUUAUUCACUAAUUUUAAUGAAAUGUCUACAUUUACUAAUUUAAAAAAAAUUUGUAAAUGUAUCAUAGCGCCAUAAACUAAAGGUAACUGUCAACUUAACUUAAAAAUUUUUGGCUUCCUGAUUGGUCGGGGGGCGUCGCUACGCCAGUGAACAGCGAUGACUCGCUAUUUUGUUCAGUGGCGUGCUCAGAAUGUUUUUAGGGCUAAAAUGGGCGCUAGAGAGAGAGAGAGAGAGAGAGAGAGUUAGGUCAAUCCAUUAUAUCUAUAGAAUAAAUACUAGAGUAACGAGUAGAAAUAAUUAUCUCUUGGUAUAUGGUAUAUGCUACAUAUAUAUUGGUAUAUGCUACCCUGUAGUCCUAGCAUGCGCAUGCUAGGACUACAGGGUAGCAUAAAGCAGGUACAUGGAAUAAAAUGAAAUUAUCAACCUCGAAAGAGUUAUAUUGUUUUGGGUAGUAUUCAUUUGUAUGAAGUGCACGCCACUAAACUAUAGUUAAAUGCUAAUUGACACAGUGGGAAGCGACCCUGCUUUCUGAGUCCAAGGU